CACUUAAUAUCUGACGUAUCAUUAAACACUGCACGUGCCGCUGAAGAGUCUGCUAAAGCGAUGCUACGUGAAAACUAAUUCUAGUAUUAGAAAGUUAUUGUAAUGGAUCUCUGAUGCUCAACAAGUGUCAAUAAUAUAGUGGAACAAGGAAAGACAUACGGGAAAAUAAGUAGCCAUAUAUACAAGAGAUAGUGAUAACAAGAAUUGCAAGAUAUGGAUUUUACGUUCGAAUGGUAAAGAUAUACAAGUUCGAGCAUACAAAACGCAAAUCAAAGAAAACAGAAAGAGACCUGCAGUUGUAUCUCGGAUAACAGCAAUGGCAUGAGCAGUAACCUCCGUUUUAUCAGCCAACACUUAAAUCAAUAUAAAUAUAUCACAACAUAACAAACGAAACUCAUGACGCUACGAGGCAAGAAUGGAGAAUAUUUCACACAAAAUUAUCUACUAUUAUUGUCUAUUAAUAUUGGAAAUAUGUGUUCUCUCCAAUGGAGCUAUAAGAACGAAAAUUGUACAUCAUUUGGAAAAUCAUAAAUUUGCUUCUGAAGAGUACUUAGAUCCUGAUAUUGAUGAAAGAGAUAGUGGACUGGAACCUCCAAUUUCUCCGUUAGAUGAACCAUUUCAUAAGAACACUUAUUUACCUAUUCCUAUGCAUACAAAUGUUUCAGAUAAAUUAGAUCCAAAUAUUAAAUGGGAUCAAUUGUGGGGUGUUAAUUUGAAUUUUGGACAAAUAUCAGCAGUAACAAUUGAUCCAUAUGGAAAUAUUGGUAUUUUUCAUAGAGGAGAACGAAUUUGGGAUGCCUCCACUUUUGGAAGUGACAAUAAAUUUAUUACUGGUAGAGGACCAAUAAGAGAUAAUACAAUUAUUCUUUUGGAUAAGAAUGGUAAGGUACUAAGAGAAUGGGGUAGAAAUAUGUUCUAUCUUCCACAUGGUAUGACAAUAGACUCUUUAGGAAAUUAUUGGAUAACAGAUGUUGCUAUGCAUCAAGUUUUUAAAUUCGAUGCUAAAGAUCUUGAACAACAUAAGCAACAAAUGAGAAGAAGAUAUAAUCAGCGAACUAGUAUGUCAGAAACAAUUGACAUUAAUAAUUUAUUUGCAAAUAGCUUAGUAAAGCCUUCAUUGAUUUUGGGUGAAGCUUUUCAACCAGGAAAUGAUAAUAUUAGAUUUUGUAAACCAACUGCGACAGCUAUUCAAAGUAACGGAGAUUUUUUUGUUAGUGAUGGUUAUUGUAAUUCCCGAAUUAUUAAAUUCAAUAAAAAUGGUGAAAGAAUACUACAAUGGGGAAGAACUUGGGGUUUUGAAGGUAAACCUUUAUAUCAGAAUCCACCACCAUCGAAUGCAUUCCUGGUACCUCACGCUCUUGCACUUGCUGAAGAAUAUGAUUAUAUAUUCAUUGCAGAUAGAGAAAAUGCAAGAAUAUCUUGCAACUUUGCUAGUAAUGGAUCAUUCCAUAGAGAAUAUAAGAAUGCUAUUUUAGGAGAAGCAAUUUACAGUAUUGCUUAUGCUAAAGAUCGACUUUAUUUAAUCAAUGGAAAUCGAUUAUCAGAAGGGACACAUGUUAGAGGCUUUGUAUUAAAUAUACAUACUGGAGAAAUUUUGUCACAAUUUGGGCCUCAUAUGGACAUGAGUAAUCCUCAUGAUAUAGCAGUUACAUUUGAUGAACGUGAAAUAUACGUGGUUGAACUUAAUGUGCAUAAAAUAUAUAAAUUUAAUCAAGAUACAAAAAAUUUGAAUUUUUCAUUAAAAUUAGUUCAAUCAAAAAAUACUACAGAAGCUCAUUCAACACUAUUGCAGGAUGGCAGCAUUGUACAAUCUAAAAAAUCAUCUCAAAAAACGCUUGUAAUAGUGGCAAUUAUUACGGCAUUAUUUUUUAUUGGCUUCUGCAUCUUUUUGGCAGCCCUCCUAGCGAGAUAUCAAAAAAGAGCAGGAUGCUUUUUUCCAAUCUACACGAGACGGGCAAACUGGGAUGUCGAAAAGGACAACUUCAAGCUUAAAAAUCUUUUAGAACCAAGUAAAAGAUUGAAGUUUUUUGAGGGAAGACCAAAUACUCGAGAUUUUAGCAAAUUAAAUACAGAACCUGAGACAUCAGAUGAUGAAAUUUUGCAAAACAGCUUAGAAAAACUUGUUUAAUAGAAAGUAAUUGCAUAAUAUAUUUUGAGAGAAAAUUAUAUAGAAAAAAAAGU
Molecule: messenger RNA, 2181 nt
Organism: Ceratosolen solmsi marchali
Lineage: Eukaryota; Metazoa; Arthropoda; Insecta; Hymenoptera; Agaonidae
Product: Peptidyl-alpha-hydroxyglycine-alpha-amidating lyase 1
Exons: 7
Coding region: 416-2128 (570 amino acids)
Biological process (GO): peptide metabolic process
Cellular component (GO): membrane; extracellular region
Molecular function (GO): protein binding; catalytic activity
Source: RefSeq, a predicted model, not a curated record